This is a messenger RNA of Tribolium madens (black flour beetle), 4404 nucleotides long. It is a transcript of the gene Acf, whose product is annotated as bromodomain adjacent to zinc finger domain protein 1A. The coding region runs from base 205 to 4260 and encodes 1351 amino acids. Gene Ontology annotation, biological process: chromatin remodeling. Gene Ontology annotation, molecular function: protein binding. NCBI's taxonomy places the organism in Eukaryota, Metazoa, Arthropoda, Insecta, Coleoptera, Tenebrionidae. The record is from RefSeq and is a predicted model, not a curated record. The transcript has 10 exons.
CCGAAGAGGUUUUGUUCGUUUGUCAUGAAUGGUGUGAGAAACGCAAUUUUAUUGCGGAAAUUUUCGAUUAGUUCGUUUUGAAUGCAAUCAAUUGAUGUCAGAUUUGGUUAAUAAUUGAUCAGUGUUGCGUUUAGUGUGUGGUAAAUGUUGGAACAAUUCUGAUUAGUUUCGAUUUGGAAUUGCAAGUUUUCCCUCCAAAUUGCGAUGCCUCUUUUGAAGCGAAAGCCUUUCGAAAAAGCACCGGUCCCUGAAGAUAUCCGCGAUGACGAGGAAGUUUUCUAUUGUGGGGCCACCAAUGAGAUUUUUCGGGAUUACGAGGAUUUUUCCGAGAGGAUGUUUCUGUGCAAUUCGAUGAUUUGGACAUGUGCUAUGACGGGAAAACCGAAUUUGACAUAUGCUGAGGCUUUAGAAAGUGAGGAAAAUGCAAGGAAAAGCCUCAAAGAGUUCCCAGCUGAACUCAAAAUCCCCAUACUCUACCUCGCGAGUAGGACUAAAAGGACGUCUUUUGUUGACAUGGUCGAAGACGUAUUUUUGUACACCAAAGACAGGUAUUUUAUCGGUGAAAACGUUGAAACUUCAUUCACCGAAACAAAAUGGAAAGAUUCACACGUGUUGCAAGUCAUACCACCCAAAUCACCGACUAAAAACGGGAACACCGACAAGCCCUUGGCCACUCUCUACAAAUACGAAAUCGAGCAUUUCGAUGCCAACGAUUGCGACAUUAGUGAAUUUAUGAUCGUUGAUUGUACACAAAUUCGACGCAAAAAAGGCACAUAUUCGCGUGAAAAAUGUAAAUUGUUUCUUAAACAAUACGUCGAGCAAGACACUCGAGGCAUUUUUGUUAUAAAACCAACAGCUUUGGAAGCUUUUAAUUUGGAAAAAAUCACAUUUGAUAAGAUUUUUGAUGGUCAACCGCCCGAAUUUAGUCCAUCGAAGAAAUUCGUCAAGAAAACACGACAAGAAUCACUUGAUAAAUACCUCACAAAAAAUACAAACUUUACCAAAAACGGUAACAAUGACUUAAUGGAACGAAUGAGAAAGAAAGAAGAAGAAUUCAAAUUGGCCAAACAACAAAAAAAAGAGAUGAAAAACGAAAUGAAACAAAAGAAAAAAGAGGAAAAUCUUCAACUUGCCAAACAAUUGAAAAAUUGGAAUAAACCAAAAGAGGAUCUAGAACUUGUUGAUCAAAAAAAAUUACCAAAAGCGAGUCCUGUAAAAUUGAAAAUUGCCAACGAGUACGUGGGGGAUGUUUUAAUGGUGCUAGAAUUUGUAAAUACAUUUUCGAAGCUUUUGCAUACCAAGGACUUUUUCCCAGGGGGGCUCUCAGUGGACAUUAUGGAAAGGGCAUUGACAGAAAAUGAGGUGGCUGGCCCCCUUAUCGACCUGAUUCAAAUGCUAUUGAUUGCACUUUUUCAUGUGCAAGAAGAGGAGGCGUCUCAAUAUCGCACUGAAACUGAAACUUUAAACCUGAAACAGGAUGAAAUUUCCGAUAAUAUGAAUCUUCAUGAGGCGACUCGUUUAGCGACUAUUGCUGCCGGUUGGAGUAAAAAAUAUCAAGGACUUCCAUUGGCUCAAUUGCCACUUUAUUCACUAACAACAUCGGAAGUGUUAAGAUUACAUCUUUUGUCAUCUGGUGCUAUAAUAAAAUUGACUGGUGCUAGAUGGCGCUAUCAGCAAAGAGGUGGUUAUUUGAGUGAAGACGAUCCUGGAUUGUAUUUAAGACUACAUAGCCCCCAUAUUUUGAAAGCUUUAAAGACACACAAUGUUGUUGAAUUGUCAAUUGGUGAUAAAUUGCAGAUUUUGUCAUGUUUAAUGAAUCAAUUAUUGACAUAUGCUGAUGUUAGAGAUGUUGUUGAAGAGAGAAUGGAGAGUAUUCGACAAGCAAAAGUUGAAUAUAAAGCCAUUUUAGCUGUGGAAAAAAAGCGAGAACAGGAGUUUUUAACAGCGAGAUUUAAGCUCCGAAAAUCGGCGAAAACAGACGAAAAAGCAGCGAAUGAAUUACGCAAAUUGGAGACGGAAGCCGAACAUAAACGUAUGGAAAAUCAACGUAAAAUGGAAGAGUUUCAAAAGGCGGCGUAUGAAAAACAAGUUUUAAUAGGACAGGAUCGGGCUUUUCGACGUUUUUUCCGUCUUGAAUCCGUCCCUGGAUUCUUCCUAAAUUCCGAAGAAGAGAAUCCAGGGACUUGUCUAAGCAAUAUUAUCGAACAAAUACCACAUUUAGUCGAUGCAACACGUGACGAAAUUUUAGAACAUUUGAAAAAAACACUCAACGAAUCAAAUUCCAGCGAUAAAGAGAAUAGUCCGACGAAAAAUCGUAAAAAUGGUCAAUGUAACGGUGUUUUAGAGCAAAAAAUUCAACUUUGCGACGAUUUAAUGAUGUGUUCAUCGAAUCCUGAGACUUGUAUUGUUCAUUCAAAGGAUCGGAGAAAAGAUUUAUGGGGGUUUUACCACGAAAACGAUCAAAUUGAUCAAUUAAUUGGUGCUUUAAAUAAACGAGGAGUGCGUGAAAGUGAAUUACAGCAAAAUUUGGUUUGUAAUCGAGAGGAAAUUGCGAAAUUGAUUCGUGAAACACCAGUCAAUAGUUUGAAUUUUGAGAUGGAAAAUCGAGAAGAAUUCAAACGUAAUAAUAAAAAAAUGAAAAAUAAAUAUGAAGAUGCUAAUUUGGGGUAUCCUAAUGAUAUGUCCCCAACAGAAGUCCAGCAUAAUGCCCUCAUCGAGAAUAUCCUCGAAAUGGAGGAGAAAAUCUUUGCGGGGAGUCUGGGGGCGCUCAAUAUUAAAGAUCGAGAAAAGUGGAGGAGCGACCUACAGAAUAAAAAUUACAAAGAAUUUGAUAAAAGUCUCACAAAACAACAGAUCGAAAAUUCCCAAAAUCAUGAAUAUGUUACUUCAGGACAGGAUUUAAUCCCCGAUAUUGACAAUAAUGAAAAUCCCCUAACACAAAACGAUGAAAUUAAAGAUGCAAUUCAGUGUUUGGCAGUGGCUUUGGCUCAAGUGGCACAAGCUGUUGAACCAAAAUUCCUCAAAAAACCACUAGGAUGUGUCACCACUGGUCGUAAUAAUAGUAAAAUGGAUGAAAAUGCUAUAAUUAAAUGGGAACAAUCCUUGUUGGCAUCGACAAGUUUCAGUCAAAUUUUUCUACAUUAUAGUACACUAGAUUCUUGCGUUUUGUGGGCAAGAUCUGUGCUCUUGACCCGAUGUAGAAUUUGUCGACGUAAAAACGACUCGGAAAAUAUGCUACUAUGUGAUGGGUGUAAUUUGGGACAUCAUUUGUACUGUUUGAAACCGAAAUUGAAGAGUAUUCCGCCUGGCGAUUGGUUUUGUGAUAAAUGUGAGAAAGAGAAGAAAGUACCUGAAGUGGUCGAAUCGCCGCCGAAGAAACGUCCGAUUUUUCGCGAUGAAGAAAUCGAAGAAGAAGAAUCAGAAGAAGAAGAAUUGGAGAGUAAUAAUGAAGAUGAUGAUACUGAAGAUGCUGAAGAAGAGGAAGAACAGGAUGAAAACGAUGAAACGACUCCUAAAAUCGAUUUAUGUAAAACUUGUGGUUCAGGUGGCGAAUUGAUUCAAUGUGAAAAUUGUACAAUCAGUUAUCAUGUUGAAUGUGCGGAACCACCAUUACGACGCGCCCCCAGAGGUCCAUGGUAUUGUACGAAAUGUAAGAAAAAUAACGAUAGAAAACGAAACUAUGACACGAGCUACUGUAAUGGUACCGUGGUACAGCGCACUGGAAAAAUCAAUGGCCAGCGUCGCUGUGCUGCAAAAGCCUUGUAUAAAAUCCACGAUUUUGCAAAGAGUCUUCGAGAACACUCAGAUUCUGACGAUUCAAGCGAGGAGGAAGUGAUUAGUAAACGAGCGACUCGUCGCGAUGAGGGGAGAACCGAUUUGCCGUUGCAUAAUUCUGCAUUGCAUGCGGUUUUGUGUGAAGUGAUGAAAGAUGCAAAUGCUUGGCCAUUUUUGCGACCGGUUCAAAAGACUGAGGUGCCUGAUUAUUACGAUGUUAUAACAAAACCAAUGGAUUUUGGUACAAUUAAGUAUAAAUUGAACAUGGGGGAAUAUAAGGAAGAUUCACAGUUUAUGGCAGAUGCAGUUUUGGUGUUUCAAAAUUGUAAUACGUAUAAUCAUACCGAGGAUGAUGUUUACAAAUGUGGUGUACAGUUACUUAGACUUUUUCAGAAGAAAUGUCGCGAGUUGGGGUUAAAACUUCCUGAUGAGAUGGAUUAUAAUGACCCAAAUGCACGUCCUAAAAAGAAAAUUCGCACGAAAUAGUAUUAUAUAGUAUUCUUAUUUCUAUAUUAAAAUUGUACAUUUUUCUUUUCUCUAAAUUUACUUUUGAUUUGUACGAUGUAAUCAUUUUAGCUGUUUUUGUAGGUACUAUUUAUGAAUAUUAAUUUUUUACAUUAAAAAAGUCUU